Molecule: messenger RNA, 6396 nt
Organism: Phytomonas sp. EM1
Lineage: Eukaryota; Euglenozoa; Kinetoplastea; Trypanosomatida; Trypanosomatidae
Source: the annotation of a GenBank genome assembly
AUGCAACCGCUUAGUUUACACUGUCUUGCAGCUCAUUCCUCAAGAUCAUCUGCUCAAACCACGGGAUUAGAUUCCUCCCAAUUUCAGGCUUCAAGAGAGUUUAGCUCCCCGCAUCGUCCGUUUCGUCAUUCCGAGGCAGGUUCCCAUGCUGAAAGAGAUCAUUGCCCUCCUCCGGAGAUGACGUUUCAGUCCAUCUUUCAUCUCAAUCCACUUCUUGUAGUUUGCUUUGUGCGGCAUCUCGAUCAGGAAGGCCGACAAGUUGCCACCCCCCACUGUGUAGAGGAGACCAUUCGGGAGCUUCAAGCCUGCUUUUCGAAGCCCAUUCCCACCUCAAGCAUUCAUCCUCAACAAUUGAAACCGAACGGAGGGAGCAACGCUACGCAGAGAGUAGGAAGUUCCGCUACGAUACAAUUUGGAAAGGCCCUUGAGGUCUUUUCGGGAAGCGGCGUUGCAGCGUUGAACAUAUUUGUGUACUCCACCAACGAACCGUACUCCCGUCCAAAAUCCUGCGCGAGUAUCGCAAAGGAAUGGCGUGAGCAGCUAACGAAAGAUGGGAACGAAUCUAGUUUAGUGUUACUUCACCACAAAGACUUUGCCAGCCCUGAGUCGUUGACUCUGAAAGACCAAAACCCUGCCGAAGAUGGAAACUCAAAGGGAAAGUCCGCAUCAACGAUUCAGGCGAAGAGAGACGCCGCGGCGGCCGCCCUGAAACCCUACUACGCUGAGCUCCGGGCUUGUCGCUUCGCGCCGCAGCAGGUAUGCAUCUACAUUCCACACGAAGCCCCCCAAAAGCUCCUUGAGUGCUUGCGAGUCGCCUCCAUUAGGCGGAUGCGCAGUUUAGAAGAUGCGUUUCGACGAUAUUUAGAAAAAAAGCAAUCCUUACCGCGGGAGCCGGCGCUAGGAAACCCGAACUACACGCGUCAUGUGGGCACGAAUAGCAAUGAAAGCCUUUUACUCGUGCUCCCAGCCGCCCGGACGGGAUCGGCCGCAGCUCAGGAUUCCGAUCCCAACCACGACCGGCUUCCGAGCAUUUCAUCCCCAUGCCCGUCUCCCCCUCUAUCGGGGCCCCAUUCACGCUCUAACAGCUCCACCACGAAUGGAAACCUCCAUAACGCGAAGGUGGAGAAUUCAGCAGCCUCUUUGCCUCAAACCCCACUCAACAAAUACCAGAUACCCGCGAGGCCGUCCGUUUUAAACGCGACGACCCCCCUCAUGACGGCGGUCCCCACCACAUGGAGUAUUCAACGGUUUUGGCAAUACGGUCUCGACCUCGCGCGGCAAUACCUUAUCUUUGGUUUUCUACGCGAAGCGAGUGGCGUCUACGGACGACUUUACAUGGAGUACUACAACAACUCCGACGACUACAGCUUUGUAGGGAAGACGGAAACGUUGGAGAGGUUGGCCAGGAUGCCUAAUCUCUUCGAUGUGCGGCAUAUUGGAGGUGAAUCGGGGUUGAUGGGGUACCCCAAGGCAGUUGAGCAGGGGGCGGAGUUGAUUGAUGGGUUUCUUCUGAUCACUGCGCACGCCAUGACUUGUGUAACACUGCUUGAUGACCAGGCGACGACCGCCAAGAAACGCUUCUUCGACACCUUUAUUGAUGUGGUGCAUGAGAAGUUCACCGAGCCGCCCGCGGCGAUGCUCCCACAGGUUCAUCGGGAUCACUUUUUAUUGAAAUGUUUUCUCUCCGGGCUGUCGAGCUUAUGGCUGACCUAUGGGCUGAUUUCGUCGCCUCUGCCAGCGUCUCCGGCCUCCUCGCUGGAUGCCUUUGGGGGGGUCGACGGCGACGCGCGAGGUGGGAGCUCGCCAAAUGCCCCGGUGCAUCGCAAAGGGAACGGCGCUGCCAUUUUAGCCACCGUUUCCGACGACUUCCCGCAGCUCGAGAGCUCGUUUUUAAGGCUGCUGUGUGGUGACGUGAUGGAUUCGGAUCUGGUCCGUGGGGUGGGCGACGACGGUGAAGACCCUUCCACCUUGAACCUCUUUCCAGACGGCCAAGCGCUGCCGCAGAAGCUCAUGGGGAUGUUCUUUCUCGAGGGCAAAAACACGCUGAACGAUUCUGUUGCCCGUUUGGUCGAGCUCGCCAAGCUCCUCGCGCUCGUCCCGAAUGACGCCACCCCUGCGAUCAUCGCCGACGAUGUCGACAGCGCGGCACUCCUCCGGAGAAGUUGCGCGGAGAUCGCCGCGCUCGUGGCCUCCGCGAAAAAAGUGCACCUCCAGCUGUGUGAGGGCCUUGGUUAUGGCAACGUCGCGACGAAUUGGGAAGGCCUCAACACCCACAGCAAAAGUAACAGCUGCGAUAGUCUGCCCAGCGAUGUCAGGCAGGCAACACAACGGUCCUUAUUCGAGGUUGAGAAGUUCUCCACGCCGGGAAGUGCGCGGCGAUUUUGGCGGCUUCUCACCGCCCUGUCUGCCGCCGCCUCCGGGAUUUCAGGACAGCACCGGCGGGAGUAUGCGGACUACGGGGCUCUCGCGCUCUCUCUUUUACAUGAGAAUCCGAAGCUCACCGCUACGAUCGCGGCGACCCGCCUGAUUCCUUUUAUUGAAAAGCAUAGUUGGCGUUGUCUGGAAUACGCCUCCCGGUGGUUGUACGUUGAAAGCCUUCACAAGCUAUUUUCCCUCGUUCAAGCACGUGAACACGGCUGGGAUGCGACGACGAGGGAACGGGUGUGGUUGCUGUUGUUCAACACGAAGACGCCGUACGCGUUGUUUAAGGAAUGCCUGCUAUUCUUGAUAGGCUUCACCUCGGAGCACAGAGGCGGAGGUGCAUACUCUCAACCCAUUUCGUAUAGCCUUCCUGGAAGCCCUGGGAUUGAUAUGAGCCACACUACAAUUCCAAGUUAUGCGUUUCCAUCAAGGAAAAAGUCCGACUUUUGGGAGAUGAUGUUGCGCGUGGAUGCAUUAGUAGAGCUGCCUUUGCUUAAGGGAAGGGCACCGGAGUUUUCUCUUGACGUGGUUCUGUGGAAUCCAUGUGUAUGGGCAGUACCCUCGGGCAAAGUGGAAGGCCCGACAACACCUACAACGAAAACAAUUAAUGUUGCGCUCCUCGAGCCGGUGAGUAUUUUUUUUAAUGCGGAGUGUCCGGUCGAUAUUUUACGCACGGUUCUCUCUUCUCGUUGCCAAACAACAACAGUUUCAGCUCUUUUGGAAUCUCGAAAGGAAUGGAGCAAUUCAGAAGAGCCGAUCCACCUCCUCAAGCUCACGAAUCCGAGCACAGCUUGUUACAAUCCACAGACGCACCGCCUGGAGCUUUGCUUUAAAACCCAUCCAUGCCACGCCGGGCAUUACCGUCUGCGGUGCGUCCAGUUGGUGAAUGGGGCGACGAGGCUUGGUUACUACCCCCCUCAUGUGGAUCUCGCGUCCACCAGUACGGCGCAAGGCAACCCCAACUUAAGCCUUUCUCAACCCAUCCAUCCACGAGCCAUGGAUGAUGAAACGGGUGUGUGCAAUCCCAUCCCGCACUCCCAGGGCUCCACGGCUCCAUCUUUCGCGUGUUCGCAGGUGUUAUUUCACGUCCUCGAGCGCGCCGGGAAGGUUCGCCUCAGUAUUAGCCGCCCUCCGGGCGAUGAGCAUUGCUUUGCCGACGCGUUGUCGUAUUUCACGGUCGGGAUUGAAAUGGAGGAACCUCUGGAGGUGCCAUCGCGGCAGCCAGGGGCCCCGACAGAUUCGGAUCACGCACGUGUUUCGAACACAAUCCCCCCUCUCCCUCCCAAGACCAACCCUCAUGAGUUUAAGGCGGGAAAGGACGAAGAGUUUGAAUCGGGGUGCUCCUUCGAGGAGGGUCCGGUGAGCUCUCCUGCGCGGGGUCGCUACGGUGGUGGGGUUCCUUCCCCUUCGGAGGCCGCCUUUCCCCUCCCUCCAAUGCGACGACCCUCUCGUUGGGGAUCAACGGACACAACAGGAGGAGGAGGAGGCGUCAUCUCCUCCACGGAUCCUUCCGUCAUUGCGUUUCUCUCAAUCGCACCGCAUAGCAGCCCCCCACUUCGUUUGCGUCCUCCCGGGAUAACAGGGGGAAGAGGAGUUCAAACCUACACCGACCCCUUCCUCACCCCCCCACCCUGCGUGUUUUACGCCCCCGGGGUGGGGAUUGAGUGCGCGCCAGGGGUCUUCGCGGAGCCCCCUUCUCCUUCCCCCUCCCUUGGGCGAGAGGAGGGUGGAAAAGGCGCCUCCGUGGUGCGGCCGUUUACGCCGCUGAAGCUGAACUUCCCGCAGCGGAGUGGGGUGGAUAUUGAGCGGGGAAUGGGCUCGCUUGAAGGGUGCAGCGGACGAGCGCGUGGGGUGGACGGGGAAGGCGAUGAAAAGGACCUCUUGGCGGGGGGUCCACGCCUUGCGUUGCGGAAUCGCGUGCGGGUGGUGCUCACGAGCACGUCGGCCUUUCUUUUCCCCAGUUCGACGUGUAAGGAUACGAGUGGGAAUACCUUGAGUUUUGAGGUCCCGCAAAGCUACGCGCAACACCUGGCGACGGUGCGCCCAUCGAGAAUCGUCCUCCCGCUCGACCUCGACGCCACUUUUUCGCAGCUACCGAAACUGCAUUCGAUUUCAUCGCAUCAUCAAGAUGAGAAGGAUGGGGCUUCGGAGGUGCCGUUGCCGUUUGGGGUGCUCGGGAGCGUGUUGCUGUAUCCCAGGCGGGAGUCUCGCUUUUGUUUGCUUUUACCCAAUGAUGCGGAUCGGCAAGGGAUCGAAAAGAAGGGAGAAAAAGAUGGUAAUGACGCGGAUGACAAGACCAAAACCCCCCGGACGCUUUCUAGGGCUGACGCGGGAAAUCUGCGGGCGCUUCUUGAAAUCACCCACAAGAUGGAGCUUCGGAUCCCCCUUCUGCCUCUCUUCAUGACGCAUUGCCAAGGUCAGGAAAUCAAUAAUGAUAUCUAUUUCUGCUGUCUACGGCAAGGCGACCUUAGCACCACCAGCUGCAGUGUUUCCUUUCCAUUCCAAGAGGCCAUCGCCGCGGAGUACGUCUUCCGGCACUUUGAAUCCCGCGUCUACUGCCUCGUCAAGCUGCGAAAUCUCUUGAAGCAGACUUCACUGUGGAUGCGUGGGGUGGUGCUGCAUGUUUUGGACCCUAAACCGAUCUACCACGUUGCUCAUGUUAGCGAGAUAUACAACGAUCUGAUCACGCGAGAAUGGAGGCCGCAGGAGGUGCGUCAGAUCUUAUUUGAGCUUGCACUGCGCCGCGACUCCAGCACCGUGGAAGCCGCACUCCACCAUAGUGUUCAGGUGGAAGUAUUCUAUUCAAACUGGCAAAAAACGUACCUCACAACGAGCGAGGAAGAUCGUAUCGUUCUUCACGUUACGCAUCUCCACGGUAAUCGAUCCACGCAGGGCGAGGGUGCAGAAACCAACAUUACGUGGGUUCGAGAUUUGCAAAGGGAAACGACCGACGUAAAUCGGAAUUCCGACAACAGCGCCGCAGCAGCCAAGCUGACAGAAAUCACCUUUGUGGAAGCUUCGCCAGAGUCCGCUUCUUCCCGGCCCCAUCCGAAUGUCCUUCCGCGAAUUUUGUCGACUGCCUCUUCGCCAAACCGCAAGAGUGAUGCGAUACCUGAGGGGGGGUUGACAACUGAUAGGAGUGUUGAUUACAAUCCCGAUGAGCUUGUUUUUCUAUCUUCCUCGUGCAACGCGUACUACGGCCCGCCGGCGUCCUUUCGCUCUACGCAUCUCUGUCUUUUCAGCGCCGUUAUUGAAGCGGAGUCGACCUGGACAACGCAAAAUGGAAUGACGUCGGAUUGCAUCCACCCCACUGCAGGUAUGUCAAGCAUGUCUAGUGGCGGCUUGGGCACCGCUGUUGCGGCUCUCACGGAGAUGACGUACGACGCCAUCGUUGGGAGAUCGAGCGAAUUUGUGUUUGUUGCCGGCGAGCCCGUGCGCUUUUGUGUCCGUCUGCACCCCCUCACUCACAACUGGUCGGAGGAUGCCGGUGUUGUGGAUGACUUUUUUAUCGAGCUGCAGUGUGAUCCCACUCAGUGGAUGGUGAUUGGCAAAAAGCGCAAACGGCAAACGCUCUCGGCGACGGAGGACCUCACGAUGUAUUUCACGGCGCUACCGCUUCUUCCCGAAGACCCCAGUGUGGGGCCUUCGCAUCGCCCGAACAGUCGGAGCCCGGAGAUAACAAGACGAUUCUAUUCACCCUCCCCGGAUGCCGUUCGUGUUGCCGCUGAUAGGCAGCAGCGGACGUGCCCUCGAAGCCUCAGCGGUCAACGGCCCUCCACCGAGGUGAUGGUCCACGCGACGAUGGAUGAGAGUAUACUAAUGAUCCCCACCAUCCGUGUUUUCCGAGUACCUCCCCACGAAGGCAAGGACUCGGGGAUUUUCAGACGUGACGCUGCAGCCGAUGGGAAGGAAGAGGUGCUAGUGGACGUGGUGCGGUUUCGGCAUUGGGCAAGGGUGACCAAAAAGGUGCGCUGA